GAUGCCCUAUGAUAAAAUCUCCUACUUUUAUCUCUCUUCUCAAGAACUGCAGUGUCCAUUGAGGUUGAGAGAGAGAGAGAGAGGGAGAGAAUGGAGCUUGCUUUACUUUUUUCUUCUUUCACUGUAUAAACGAAAAGAAACAGCCCUUGUGAGCAUGGCUGUGGACCACAACAAUGCACGAAAAUCUUUGCUUCUUGACACGCUUUACUGUGAAGAAGAAAAAGAAGAAGAAAAAUGUGAAGAAGAAGAAAGUAAAAGUGAAAUCACCUUAAACGAUAAUAAUCAUUCGCUGGUAUUUGAAUACGAUGAUGAAGAAAUUGAAUCUCUUCUGAGGAAGGAGAGGGAGACAUCUCUCGAAUCAACGCGCUUUUCUAUUUCUUCAUUCUUUUGCGCUGCUAGAAAGCAAGCUGUUGAAUUCGUUCUUACAAUCAGUUCGCGUCAUGGAUUCUCGGCGUCCGCCGCCGUUCUCGCUGUCAAUUUCGUCGACAGAUUCUUACUCGAUUAUUUGAGUUUGGAGAAAGAUGAGAAGCGGCCGUGGUUGAUGCAGCUCGUUGCUGUCGCUUGCCUCUCUUUGGCCGCAAAAAUGGAAGAAACUCAUGUUCCACUUCUCGUAGACCUUCAAGUGGAGGAUGCGAAAUAUUUGUUCGAGGCGAAAACCAUUAAAAGAAUGGAGCUAUUGAUUCUUUCUGCAUUAAAUUGGAGGAUGAAUCCAGUCACCCCUCUUUCCUUUAUUGAUCAUUUUGUAAGACGACUUGGAUUGAAGAAGAGCUGCGUAAUUCAUUUGGAGUUUCUCACAAGUUGUGAAAACACCAUCCUUUCCGCCAUCUCCGAUUCAAGGCUUGUAGGUUAUUAUCCAUCUGUUUUGGCGACUGCGACGAUGCUUCACGUUGUCCAUCAAGUUCAAUACUGCGGCAAUGCGAUUGAGUGUGAGAAGAUGAUGUUGGAUGUGCUCAAAAUCAGUAAGAAGGAAGUGGAUAAGUGCUACAGGCUGAUCUUAGACGUAGUUUCAAGCAAGAAGAAAUGUUCAAAAUGCGAAUUGAGUGGAAGCAGUUGGAGUGAUGUAAUAAUAAAUGAAGAAGCAUCGCAGCCUAAUUUGAAGAAACACAAGAUUUGAUUUGAGCGACGGCAUCAGCAUUCAGAUUCAUGAUCAAUAUUGAAAAUCAUGUCUCUCCUCUGACCCUGAGAGAUAGAGGUGUUGCUUGCUAGUACAAUAAUUUAUGCCUGCUGGAAGCGAAGAAAAGUUAAACUACUUUUACCAACACUUGUGAAUCUGUGCACAAACAGAGAAGCCAAGAGAAGAUACAGUGUGUAGAGAGGGAGAGGGAGAGAAAUAAGUGUGUCAUUCUAUUUAGGGGUAUAUACCAGCACUGCCCCUCAAUUCCAAUUGCGGAAAUGUCUAAUUUAAUAAAUGGAACCAUAUUGUUACUGCGUGUUUCCAUUUCUAAGAAACUCCUAGUUUGUUACUUCCC
This is a messenger RNA of Salvia miltiorrhiza (redroot sage), 1469 nucleotides long. Its product is annotated as cyclin-D3-1-like. Gene Ontology annotation, cellular component: nucleus; cytoplasm; cyclin-dependent protein kinase holoenzyme complex. The transcript is spliced from 4 exons. The coding region runs from base 2 to 1114 and encodes 370 amino acids. The record is from RefSeq and is a predicted model, not a curated record. Gene Ontology annotation, molecular function: cyclin-dependent protein serine/threonine kinase regulator activity. Gene Ontology annotation, biological process: regulation of cyclin-dependent protein serine/threonine kinase activity; mitotic cell cycle phase transition. Lineage: Eukaryota; Viridiplantae; Streptophyta; Magnoliopsida; Lamiales; Lamiaceae.